ACGCUAUCGUUUUCUAAAAUUUUAUUAAACGACGCUGGUUUAUGAACUUCACACGAGGCACGACAAUCUCUGCUGCUCGAGUCGCAACUGUCUUCCCCAGGGAGAGAGAUCCGAAUCUCGCUCCAAUUCUCUAUCGCUUACUCACGAUUUCGAAGAAUUUUGGUGGUGGAUCUUCGUCAUCUCUGCGUACCUCUCCAUUGGAUCCUUGAAACAUAGCUCUCCAUUGUUGAAUCUGCUGCCAGAUUCCUCGAUACCCUCUGUUUUGUCAUCAAAAUAAAAACGCCAGUUUAAUUACAUGGCGCCUAGAUGGAAAUGGAAAGGUGCUGAAGCAAAAGCUCUUGCAGAACCUAUUUCUAAAUCAGUCUCAGAGCUCCAGCUCUCUCUAGCCGAAACAGAGUCCUCGGGUACCUUAUCGAGUUCCAAUGUGCUUCUAGCGGUUGAGCCAGAACAAGCUGAGCUUCUUGACCGUUGUUGUUUUGGCAGACUCGUUUUAUCCGCUGAGAAAGUCAAGAAAUGGAUUCAGUUAUCUUUUGAAGAAGCUUUCUAUUUGCUCUACAAUCUCAAAUGCAUCAAAAUAUCUCUUCAAGGUCGUUGCUUGGAGAAUGAAGUAGAUACAUGGCUCUACAUGAAAUCGAAAAGACCAAACUUCCCAAUGUUUUUCAAAGCUUAUUCACAUUUACGAUCGAAGAAUUGGGUGUUGAGAUCCGGGUUGCAAUACGGUGUGGAUUUCGUGGCAUACCGUCACCAUCCAUCUCUUGUCCACUCUGAAUACUCAGUUUUGGUUCAGUCUGGUGACAGUGAUCGGUUAAGAGUGUGGUCAGAUAUCCAUUGUGCUGUUCGGUUAAGUGGAAGUGUUGCGAAAACGUUGUUGACUCUCUAUGUCAAUGGUAAGUUCAAAGGAGAGGAUUUGAAUCUACCUGUAUGUUUGGAGAACUUCACAGUGGAAGAACAGACGAUAAGUAGAUGGAGCCCAGAACUCAGUCGUGAAGAUAAUCCACAAAUUCAAAACAAAAUGUUACCAAUGUGAGUAAUUGAAAACUCUUUGACUAACCAUUCCCGGUUAAGUCAGUACUGGUUUGAAUUUUGCAUAUCAAUGUUACAUUAUUUUCUACUA
This is a messenger RNA of Arabidopsis lyrata subsp. lyrata, 1114 nucleotides long. Its product is annotated as tRNA-splicing endonuclease subunit Sen2-2. Gene Ontology annotation, molecular function: nucleic acid binding; tRNA-intron lyase activity. Lineage: Eukaryota; Viridiplantae; Streptophyta; Magnoliopsida; Brassicales; Brassicaceae. Gene Ontology annotation, cellular component: tRNA-intron endonuclease complex. The record is from RefSeq and is a predicted model, not a curated record. The coding region runs from base 296 to 1027 and encodes 243 amino acids. The transcript is spliced from 3 exons. Gene Ontology annotation, biological process: tRNA-type intron splice site recognition and cleavage; tRNA splicing, via endonucleolytic cleavage and ligation.